Messenger RNA from Glarea lozoyensis ATCC 20868, 540 nucleotides. RefSeq names its product RmlC-like cupin. NCBI's taxonomy places the organism in Eukaryota, Fungi, Ascomycota, Leotiomycetes, Helotiales, Helotiaceae. The transcript has 2 exons. The coding region runs from base 1 to 540 and encodes 179 amino acids. The record is from RefSeq and is a predicted model, not a curated record.
AUGGCACGUCUCAAUCUCACAGCACUUUCGUCGCUCCGGGUUUCUCGUCACCAAAUACCAGCACAUAAUCUCAUUCCAAACACUUCCAUCCAGAACAAACCUCUACUAAUAUAUCAUUCUUGCAUUCACCCUUCGACUUCAGCCAAGGGUAUAGAAGCUCAUCUGCAAGAAGUAGGGGUUGUGACACCUCAAUGGAGAUAUUCAAUGUUCGAUACGACUCAUUUUCAUAGUACUACCCAUGAAGUGUUGUGCAUUUCUGCUGGAAAGGCUACUCUAUGUUUCGGCGGAGAGUCAAAUCCAGAAAGGGUAGAAGCUUUAGUAGAGACGGGCGACGUAGUUGUUGUCCCAGCAGGGGUCGGUCAUCGUUUGCUGGAUGAUUAUGGCAGCGGUUUUGAGAUGGUAGGAAGUUAUCCAAAAGGGAAAAGCUGGGAUAUGUGCUAUGGAAAGAAGGGCGAAGAGGAUAAGGUGGGAAAGAUCAAAGAUUUACCGUGGUUCGGAAAGGAUCCAUUAUAUGGUAAUUCAGGUCCUGCACUUGACUAG